AUGGCAAACAUCAGCGGAUGGCUUUUUGUUCUUGAUAAGCUUGCUGCCUCUGAACUUAUAACCUUUGACCUUCAGGUCGUGAUCUCCUAUCUCCCACUCUCCCACAUGUUCGAACAAGUGGCCCAUUGGGCGAAUCUCACGCUUGGAGCCAGCAUCGGUUAUUUCAGUGGAAGCAUACCGCAUCUACUGGACGACAUCAAUGCACUCCGACCAACAGCGUUCCCCGUGGUUCCUCGGUUACUCAACAGAUUCUACGACGCCAUACAGAGCAAGGUUCGAAACGGUGGUCUCCUUAAACGAUUGGUUUACAAUCUCGCGUAUUCAAAGAAACUUGCCCUUUUGAAGAAAGGUAUCACACGAGGGACAGCAUCUGGGACAAAUUGGUGUUCAACAAAGUUCAGGCAACGAUCGGCGGUCGAGUCAAUACAAUGGUCACCGGUUCAGCACCUAUUUCAGCUGAAGUUCUCGAGACAUGUCGCAUCGCAAUGGGUGUCACGAUUGUAG
This is a messenger RNA of Ostertagia ostertagi, 504 nucleotides long. NCBI's taxonomy places the organism in Eukaryota, Metazoa, Nematoda, Chromadorea, Rhabditida, Trichostrongylidae. The record is from the annotation of a GenBank genome assembly.